Molecule: messenger RNA, 1702 nt
Organism: Sitophilus oryzae (rice weevil)
Lineage: Eukaryota; Metazoa; Arthropoda; Insecta; Coleoptera; Curculionidae
Product: lysosomal acid lipase/cholesteryl ester hydrolase-like
Exons: 7
Coding region: 155-1405 (416 amino acids)
Biological process (GO): lipid metabolic process
Molecular function (GO): hydrolase activity, acting on ester bonds
Source: RefSeq, a predicted model, not a curated record
GACACGUGUAUAAAAAUUAUCGCCAAUUACAAUAAAAAAACAUAUUAUAUUGUUUUUUUUUCAAUAUUUUUUUAAUAGAUUGCAACAACGAUGCUGUCCGCCUGUGAUAGGUAUUAGUAUAAAUGACGAUUUAAUCUAUUAAAACCGAUUAAAUAUGCAAACAUUAUCCUUUGAUAUCGUUUUAUUUUUCUGCAACUUGUUUGCAUUAAUUCGUGAAAAUGUUGUUGUGGUGUCGUCUGGGCAGAAUACAAGGGUUUGUGAUACUUCGGAGGCAUAUUUUGAUCAUCCCGAAACAAAUAAGAACUGUAGAAUUGACAAGGACCUCAAUGUUUCAGUGAAUGAAAUAGCCAAAAACCAUGGUUUUAUUCUGGAGAAACACACGGUUGAAACAGACGAUCGUUACCAAUUAACCACCUUUAGGUUAAAGAAAAUAGACAAAAAUUAUGGAAACAAAGUUAUUUUUCUUCAACAUGGAUUGAUGGCAGAUUUUACUAGUUUUAUAUUUAAUGGCAACAAUUCCAUAGCUUUCUUUUUUGGAAAUCUCGGAUAUGACGUAUGGUUAGGAAACUACAGAGAUACAGAGUAUUGCAGUCACAAGUACCUGAAACGAACUGAUCCAAAAUAUUGGGAAUUUAGUAUUGAUGAUAAUGGUUUUUAUGAUCUGUCAGCUAACUUCAAAUAUAUCUACAAGAAAGUUAACAAGAAAAUAAUCUAUAUUGGACAUUCUAUGGGAGGCACAGGCAUGGGCGUAUACGCAUCAUCAAAAAACAAAGAAGCACAAAAAUUCAUAGAACAAGCUAUUGUAGUAUGUCCCAUUUUUCAUAUCAAGCAUCCAACAGGAUCCCUCUUUGGAGAAUAUUCUCCAAUUGCCAUGUUGCUAAUGGAAUUGUCAAAAUUAGCAAAUUAUCCAGUACUAUUGCCAGAAGGCAGUGUGCCAUACCGAUUUAUCAGUGAUUUUUGUAUGGGUUCACUAAACAAAUUGAGAUUUUGUCUAAUGGUGUUUGGUACAGUGUCUGGACCCAUAAAAUACGAUGCUGAUAGAACCCCUUUUGCUUUAAAAGUGUUAAAAAAUGGAAAUUACAACUCCGUAAUGCAGUAUAUUCAGUUUGGACGUUCAGGAGAAUUCCAAAAAUUCGAUUAUGGCAAAAAGAAAAACAUGGUUCUGUAUAAUUCAACUGUUCCACCAUCAUAUAACCUGUCUAAUAUAAAUAUUCCUAUGACGCUGAUCUAUGGUCAAACAGAUAAACUGGCUAACAAAGAGGACAUUAUAUACGACUACAACAAUUUCAAGAAGGGUAAUUGGGAAAUAUAUGGUAUUCCAUACAAUCAUAUUGAUAUUCUGUUUAGUAGAGACGUUGUUGACAAGUUUUACCCUUUGUUGUUGAACUCUAUCAAAAGGAUAUGAAAAAAAUGACAAUAUAUUUGAGGAGCAGACUUUCUAGAUGCAUUUUGUCAAUUUUUUCGAAUUUUGGCAAACACAGAAAAAUUGCCACGCUUUUUGCAAGAAACUUACCGAAAAACCGGUAUACUUAAAAUUGAAAAAAACUGUUGACUGACCUUUAGACAUGAGCUUUCUCUUUCUUUUUCUGCUAUCAUCAACUACAUGAUCCCCAGUAUAUACAAUACUUACUAUAUAUUAGAUAGUCCUAUAGAUUUUCAUUUCUGAUAUAAUAAGGAAGCAUUAUUAUCAGGUUAACUGAAA